UCGAGUAUUUACCAGUCAGUUGUGGUCACGACACGGUCGUGACAACACGUGCUACACAUCAAAUCAAGUGAACGGUCAAUAAAUUUUAUUUUUGUGCCCACGUAAAAGCAAUAAAUUGGGGGAAACAAUGUUGGGCAUAAACAAUUUUGUUAUUUUAUUAUUAUUCGGCUUGAUAUUUUUUAUUGUUGAGGCAAAAAAAGCGAGUGAUAUUAUUGAGAAUGAUCCUGAAAAUCCUGAAGUAACGAGUCCACUGGGAAAAAUCAGAGGAUCGCUUAUGAAAACACGUUUGGGCAAGACCAUUUAUUCGUUUCGUGGUAUCAGGUAUGGUGAGCCACCAGUUGGUCCACUGCGAUUUAAACAAGCGAAGCCAGUGACACCUUGGAAUGAUACAUUUGACGCCUCAGAAGAGGGACCGUCCUGUGGCUGGCCGAAGUCACAGUUUCAAUCAGAAGACUGCCUUCGUGUCAAUAUUUAUACUACGAAGCUUCCAGAAGCAGAUUCUGCACCUCGACCAGUGAUAGUGUUCUUCCAUCCCGGUGGAUUUUACUCCGUGUCUGGCCAGAGUAUUUUUUCUGGACCUCAGUACUACCUUGAUCAAGACAUCGUUCUAGUUACCUGUAACUACAGAUUAGCAUCAUUGGGAUUCAUCAGCACUGGGGAUAGUCUAGCUCCAGGAAAUAUUGGUCUCAAGGAUCAGGUAGAGGUACUCCGGUUCGUACAGAAGAAUAUCCGUAGCUUCAACGGUGAUCCAGACUGUGUUACCAUCACAGGCUACAGUGCAGGUGGGUGGAGCGUCUCACUCCAUCUAGUAUCUCCAAUGUCCAAAGGUCUCUUCCAUCGAGCCAUCUCCAUGUCUGGAUCAGCUACCUAUCAGAAUCCUCUUCCAUUCCACCAAAAAGACCUCGCUGAGAAGCAAGCACGUUUGCUCAAUUGCCCAACGGAUACCACCAGCAAUUUGUUGACAUGUCUGAAUACUAAGUCCUUUGAAGACAUCGUUGGAACUCUACCUAAAUUCUUUGAAUGGCAUGGAGAUCCUAUCUUAGUCUGGCUUCCAGUUAUUGAACCAGAUGUUCCAGGCAUUGAACGCUUCCUUACUGAGCAACCAAUCGAGUUGAUCAAACAAGGAAAGUUUCAUGACGUGCCUUACAUUGCAGGAAUCACCAAGGACGAGUUUGGUGGCGCUGUUGUCGCACCAAUUGAAGAGGCCCGAAAUGGCAGCACAGCAAUCUUCGAUGAUUUGAACGCCAACUGGACUACAAUCGCCCCCAUCAGUUUCCUGUAUGAACGAGACACAUCCAGAUCCUUAGAGAUUAGUCAAGAGUUGAAACAUUUCUAUCUCCAUGACCAACCUGCUGGUCCAGAUAAUUACAAAGGAGUUGCAGAGCUUUACGCCGACGGUGUCAUUGGCUUCAGCGUCCACCGGUUAGUUAACCUGUUGGCCAAGUAUUCAACGAAACCUGUUUAUUACUAUCAAUUCUCUUAUCAAGGUCGUUAUAGUCAUGUUACAUGGGCAGAUAAGAAACCAUAUGGAGUGGUGCAUCACGAUGACUUACUCUACCUCUUCUAUGUGAGUUUCUUUCCAUAUUUUGAAGCAGACGCACCUGAAAUACCAACAGUAAGACGCAUGACUUCAAUGUGGGCCAAUUUCGCCCGCACUGGAGAACCCAUUCCCGUUGGCAACGAUGACUUUUUGAAUGUCACCUGGAUGCCUUUUACGCGAGAAAAUCAAGCAUAUCUUGAAAUAAAUGAUAAUCUUGUUAUAAAACAUAAUUUAAAUUCUGAUAGAAUGAAUGAAUGGGAAAAACUAUUUUUUAUUGAUUAUUAAAUUUAUUGUUUUACUGUAUUUAAGGUGUUGUUAAUAAAAGAAAAUUUAUUUUGCCCAAAAGGCCAA
Molecule: messenger RNA, 1891 nt
Organism: Microplitis demolitor
Lineage: Eukaryota; Metazoa; Arthropoda; Insecta; Hymenoptera; Braconidae
Product: esterase E4
Exons: 6
Coding region: 128-1825 (565 amino acids)
Source: RefSeq, a predicted model, not a curated record